Messenger RNA from Adineta ricciae, 1113 nucleotides. The record is from the annotation of a GenBank genome assembly. NCBI's taxonomy places the organism in Eukaryota, Metazoa, Rotifera, Eurotatoria, Adinetida, Adinetidae.
AUGACAUCUGAUAAUGAUAUUUAUCGUUGGUAUGCAGAUGUGAUCGUCUAUCGGAUAUUUGGUCUGUGUAUUGCAUGUUUGGGUAUUAUCGGUGGAACACUUUCUUUACUUGUUUUUCGUCGUAAAACAUUACGAAAAAAAUCUUGUUCAAUUUACUUUCUCUUCUUGGCCUUAGCUGAUCUUCUGUGUAUGAUAUGUUGGCUUGUACAUUUUGUUUUACCAGCUUAUGAUAUUCAUCUCAUUACUAUAUCGAAUGUCUUUUGCAAAACAUUUGUAUUCGCUAUGUAUCUUGCCUUUGAUUUGGCCAAUUACCUUCUUACUGUAUGCUCAAUUGAUCGUGCUGCAAUCGUUCUGUUUCCAAUAAAAAGUCGUCAAUUUUGUCACCGCCGAAUGGCUUACAUAAUCACAUGUGUUUUAGUUCUAAUUCACACAUUAUUCAAUGGUCAUUUACUUUACGGUUUCGUUGUCUUAUCCGCUAUAUCCGAGUCAGGUCCGUCAACGCGAAUAUGUAUGCAACGUAUGGUUCCUGAGGGCUAUCAGAAAUUCUUCGCCGUAUAUGAUUCAUAUGUUGACGUUAUUCGAACAAAUGUUAUUCCAUUUAUAAUCAUGAGUAUAUGUAAUAUAAUUAUAAUUAAUCGAGUAUGUCGAUCGAAUUCCUUAAGAAAUUUUAAUGGAAAAUCUCGUAAUCGAAAUGGUAAAUCAAAGAAGAAAUAUGAAAAGGAUCGACAAUUAACAUUAAUGUUGCUUGGCUCAUCGAUUGCCUUUCUCGUUCUAACUCUUCCAACUGAAAUCAAUGACAUUAUUCGAUCACAUUCAAGUAAUCAACUUGUUACCGAAAAAGCAUAUCUUCUAACCGCAGUUUUACUUUCGCUUGCACAUCUGAACUAUGCCGUCCAUUUCUAUAUUUAUACAUUAACCGGUGAAGUGUUUCGUCAGCAAUUGAUGAAACUAUGGUUAAUCAAAGCUCUAUGGCCAUUACUAUCAAAAAUCUUUCGAUGUAAACAAACAUCAAAAGCAGUUUCAAACGAAACAAGUAACGUCACCCAAAACUAUCGCUUAGAUAUAUCACCUACUUUGAACAAAUACAACGAAAUUUCCGUUUCGGAAUUUUAA